Messenger RNA from Paramecium pentaurelia, 1703 nucleotides. Lineage: Eukaryota; Ciliophora; Oligohymenophorea; Peniculida; Parameciidae. The record is from the annotation of a GenBank genome assembly.
AUGGGUUGUUUUUAACCUAAAGGAAUGAAUAAAAUUGUUGCAAUGCAAACUACAAAUAGAGAUUACAUUUUUACAUCAACUGCUGACAUUCACAAAAUAUUUUCUUUUGGUAAAGUCUUAGGAAUAGGUGCUUUUGGCAAAGUUCUUACUGCUAGAAGAAGAAAUAACAACGAUAAAUAAUUUGCUAUAAAAAUGAUUGAUAAAAAAACAGUCAAAGGCAGAGAAGCCAUGUUGGCAAAUGAAAUUUAUGUGUUAUAAAGACUUGACCAUCCAAAUAUUAUAAAAUUCCAUGAAGUAUAUUAAAGCGAAUUGUAUUUCUAUAUAUGCAUGGAUAAAUGUGGUGGAGGAGAACUGAUGGAGUCUAUACCCAAAAAUUAAAAAUUCUAUACUGAAUGUUAAGUUAGAGCUAUUAUGGUUAAAGUAUUAAGCAUAAUAAUAAAUCUUAGAUUUUUUCUGCCCUUGCUUAUAUACAUGAUUAAGGUAUUAUACAUAGAGAUAUUAAACCGGAAAAUAUUUUAUUUUCAGAAUGCGAUAUCAAUUCUGAGCCUAAAUUGAUAGAUUUUGGUCUCUCAGUUAAAUAUGAUGCAUUUAGUUACAAGUAUUCUACAUUAAUAAUUCUUUUUAGUAAACUUAAUGCUGGAGUAGGCACUCCAGUAUAUUUGGCACCAGAAGUAAUUGAUGGAACAUACAAUGAAAAAUGUGAUGUUUGGAGUCUAGGUGUUUUAUUAUUUAAUAUGUUGGUUGGAUAUCCACCGUUUUAUGGCAAAAACCGAUAAGACCUUUAUGAUAAUAUUCGAUGUUAAAAUGUAUGAAAUUUGAAUUAAUUCUUAGUUAAUAUUUGAUAAAAGGCAUUGGAGAAAUAUUAGUGAUGAAGUCAAAGAUCUGAUUAAACGUAUGUUAAAUAAAAACCAAUUACAACGUGCUUCAUCUAAAGAAUGUCUCUAACAUCCAUGGUUCUAAUUGCCAUUUAAUGAAGGAAUACUGAGACCAUCCAGGAGAAGUACAGGAUUCUCAAAUACUGCAUCAGAAGAUGAUUAGAGAACAUUAUAUUAAAUGCUUAAGACUUAUAGACUUGGAGCUAAAUUUAAAAGGGAAGUCAUGAAAGUUCUUGUCAAUUAAAUGAAUGAAAAAGAUUUAGCCAAACUUCAAUUCAUUUUUAAAAAGAUAGAUUUAAAUAAUUCAGGAACUAUAACUAUUUAAGAAUUACAUCAUGCCUUACAAUAAGAGGUAAAAUAAUAAAUUUCUACUUUAUAGGGUUCUUAAGCCACUUUGGAAGAGAUUGAAGAAAUCAUGGAAAAAAUUGGUUAUGAUAUUGAUGAUAUAGACGAUAUCACUUUGUCGAAUUCACAUAGAUCCAAUUAAAAACCUGCUACUAUUAAAUAUAGCAAUUUUUUAACUGCAUGUAUUGAUGAAAGAAGAGUAUUCACAAGAGAAAAGUUAUGGUCUAUUUUUAAAUACUUUGAUACUAGAAAUGAAAAUCAUUUAUCUAGAGAAGCAAUAAGGGAAUCAUUUGCUAGACAUGGUCGUUCAGUACCAAAUGAAAAAAUUGAUUAAAUGAUUGCUGAAAUAGAUCCCUUAAAUGAAAAUAGAAUUCAUUUUGAUGCUUUUUGUUAAAUGAUGGGUCUAGCUGGAAUAUAGUAAACUUUAGAAUUCAAAGAUGAACUUAAAGAUCCUUAAUCUAUAGCUCCUUCAAUAUAUUGAUA